Molecule: messenger RNA, 1401 nt
Organism: Funneliformis mosseae
Lineage: Eukaryota; Fungi; Glomeromycota; Glomeromycetes; Glomerales; Glomeraceae
Source: the annotation of a GenBank genome assembly
AUGACAGCCCGAGGUAGAGGCAGAGCAAGGAAUGCUCCUUUAAAUGCACAGACUAAUAACGACCACUGUGAUGUAUGUACGUACGGAGGUCGUAUGAUGUGCUGUGACGGGUGCCCAAAGGCAUUUCACUUUACUUGUUUGGUACCUCCGCUUGACGUUGAUAAUCCACCAACUGGAAAUUGGUAUUGUAGAGAAUGUGGUGCUGAAAGUUCUCGUCAACCACAACAACGAGGUCGCAAAGGUCGUCGUAAAGGCAACCUUUUUAAAGAACUGAAAGAUAGAGCUCGUACAUCAAAUCCAACAUCCUUUAUGUUGCCGGAACAUAUUAGAAAUGCGUUUGACGGAAUAUUUGCAGGCAAGCAUGGAGAAUUUCGGGAUUCUAAUAAGGAGAAGCCUGUACAACUUGACAAAAGGGGUUACCCAGUAGAGCCGGAUCGGGAAAAAUUUAUCGAUUCAAAAGGAAAGCAAAUUCGUUGUUAUAACUGCAAGCUACCUCCGAAACAUCUGAAACCGGUAAUGUCAUGCGAUUUUUGUGACCAACAUUGGCACUUUGAUUGUCUGACACCACCCCUUACAAUCGCACCUCCAUUGCACAAGAAGUGGAUGUGUCCACUUCACGCGGAUCAUGUAUUGCCUCCGAUGCGUAGAUUGCGUGGAGAAGAUGUUCUGCCUUAUAUGGAUAAUACUGCAAUCGAACUUCCUCCUGAAAGGCGGCGGAUUGAAUGCGAUCCGGAAUUUUACCUCAACGAAACUUUACACAGGUUACCAAAACAAAGUAUCAGAUUGAACUGGAUUGGGCAGUUAAAGGCGGUAAUGGAUGAAGAAAAAGAAGAAAUGUUGCAAAUGACGGGAGCCACAGAAAAGGUGCAGUCAUCAAGCAAAGAAGGUGAGGUUCCUCUGCAAAAUUCCGAUAAAGGCAAAAGGAAGGAAUUUUUCCGAGAAAAUGAGGUCCUUAUUCGCGAAAAAGGCAAGGGUAAGGAAAUAGCUCACGAUGGAUGUAAAGGAAAAGAAUUCAUUUCCCAGCUGGAUGAAGAUGUUCAAAUGGCGAUAGCAAUUGAACUAUCACGGAAUGAAUAUGAUGAUAAAGCGGGACCAAGUGGAUCAAAUGGGGAUAAUUACGAAGACGAGAGGCAACUUCAACCUGAAGAUUAUGAAGCAGUUGAAUCGUUGAUAAGUUCGUCCUCAUCGAUGAACAUGCGAAUCCAAACAGAUUCCGAAGAAAAUGAAAACGUCGAAAAAAGAAGCCUUAUAAUAGGAGAACGUGCAGUAAAACGACCUCGUCAAGAUAAUGAAGACAAUGCCGGUUUAGGAAACAACGAUGAUGAAGCCGUGAAAGAUGAGGAAAAUCCAUUAUUCUUGUUGGUUGAAGCUGCCUUUGGUGGCUUUGUUCCAAUCCAUUAA